Messenger RNA from Cariama cristata (Red-legged seriema), 767 nucleotides. Its product is annotated as ovomucoid. The coding region runs from base 8 to 631 and encodes 207 amino acids. The transcript has 8 exons. The record is from RefSeq and is a predicted model, not a curated record. Gene Ontology annotation, molecular function: protein binding. NCBI's taxonomy places the organism in Eukaryota, Metazoa, Chordata, Aves, Cariamiformes, Cariamidae.
UUCCACCAUGACCAUGACAGGUGUUUUUGUGCUCCUAUCCUUUGCGAUUUGCUGCUUCCCAGACGCUGCCUUUGGGGUUGAGGUGGACUGCAGUACGUAUCCCAACACUACAAACGAGGAAGGCAAAGAGGUGUUGGUCUGCACCAAGAUCCUCAGCCCCAUCUGCGGUACCGAUGGAGUCACCUACAGCAACGAGUGCCUGCUCUGUGCCUACAACAUAGAAUAUGGAACCAAUGUCAGCAAAGACCACGACGGAGAAUGCAAGGAAGUUGUCCCUGUGGACUGCAGUAAAUAUCCCAACACAACAAACGAGGAAGGCAAAGUGGUGUUGCUCUGCAGCAAAGACCUCAGCCCCGUCUGCGGUACGGAUGGGGUCACCUAUGACAACGAGUGCCUGCUGUGUGCCCGUAACCUAGAGCCUGGAAGCAGUGUUGGCAAGAAGUAUGAUGGAGAAUGUAAGAAGGAAAUUGCUACAAUUGACUGCAGUGACUACCCUAAACCUGUCUGCUCGCUUGAGUACAUGCCUCUCUGUGGCUCUGACAGCAAAACAUACGACAAUAAGUGUAACUUCUGCAAUGCAGUCGUGGACAGCAAUGGGACUCUCACUUUAAGCCAUUUUGGAAAAUGCUGAGUAUCAGUGCUGAGAGAACUCACUACAGGAUCCCCACUGGCAAAUCCCAACUAAAGAUCUCACCUCAGUUCAUCUUGCCCUCUGGGGAACUCAGCUCACUCCUGAUUUUCUUUCUCAAUAAACUAAAUCAGCAACA